AUGUUUCAGUACUAUGAUGAAGCUCUACAGAUCUUCCCCGAAAUAAAAUCCGACCAAAAUUUGAUGUGCAUGUUUAGUAAGCACUACAAGAGCAAGGUUAUCAUCAUGUUCAUCGUAUAUCGAGGCCCUUCUGAUCCAUAUGAGCUAGUCAUGAAGUGGGAUUUUAAUGUUGAUAGCCAACCCAAAAACAACAUAGAGCUUGAUGAGAAUGAUUACCUUAGAAACCCGGCACCACAGAAUGAACAUGUAGGUGUAGAUGAAGAGGCAUUGUACUUGGAGACUGUACCACGAAAUGCACUACAGGUUGUGAAUUAUCUAAUUGAAAAAGAGAAGAGAGGUGAUGAGUCCGAGGAUGAUAGUGAGGAUGAUGAUGAUGAAGAAGAAGUACAGGAGGAUGAUGAGGUGUCAUGUAAUGAUGGAAAUAAUGCUUCAAAUGCAGAGUAUGGCACAGAUGAUCCACCAAUGGGCAAGCACUGGCGCAACGCGACGCUGUCUGGCUCGGGUCGCACGGCAAGCACAGGUGUAGCGCGGCACGGCUCAAGGCAGGGCCAACGGAGGCAGACGCUCUAUAGUGGUUUCAAGCAAAAGAGGCGCCACGUUGUUGGAGCAGCAUACCGAGGCAGGUUUCAGGACUGGAAAUCAGAGCAAUCUGUUUCUGUUAUUUCAGAUAGGGUAAAUUCAGAAAGAGGGCAUAACAUCUUUGGCUUGUUAAAGGACAGAACUGCAGGAGCCUUUUCAUUCCUGGGGAACUCUUCACAUUCUGAAGCUCUAAACAAAUCUGGCCCAGAGGAAAAGAAGUCCAAAAUAAGAGUUCUUGAUCCUCAAGGGCCAUUUUUGCAGAGAUGGAACAAGAUAUUUGUGAUAUCAUGUCUUUUUGCCGUUUUUGUGGACCCAUUGUUCUUGUAUAUCCCAGUAAUUGAUGGUGGCAACAACUGCCUGUACUUGGACAAGAAGUUAGAGACCGUAGCAAGUAUCCUGCGCUUUUUCACAGAUAUCUUCUAUUUACUCCAUAUGCUAUUUCAGUUCAGAACAGGCUUUAUUGCUCCCUCUUCUAGAGUGUUCGGUCGGGGUGUCUUGGUUAAGGACACAUUUGCAAUAGCAAAGCGAUAUAUGUCAACACUGUUCCUGGUGGAUUUCUUAGCAGUUCUGCCCCUCCCUCAGUUACAUGGUAUGAACAAUGCUUUGAGCUACUUUCAAAAUGUGCCUGAAAGUUUAGAUCUGAUUUUUCAUUAUCAGGUGUUUGUGUUGGUGGUGCUGCCUACUCUCCAAGGUCCUGAAGUUAUGAAGGCAAAAAUUGUACUACUGGUUAUUAUUAUUUGUCAGUAUGUGCCUCGACUGCUCCGCAUAAUACCACUUUACCUUCAAAUCACGAGAUCUGCUGGCAUACUUACAGAGACAGCAUGGGCUGGUGCUGCUUUCAACCUUUAA
This is a messenger RNA of Miscanthus lutarioriparius, 1428 nucleotides long. The record is from the annotation of a GenBank genome assembly. Lineage: Eukaryota; Viridiplantae; Streptophyta; Magnoliopsida; Poales; Poaceae.